This is a messenger RNA of Helianthus annuus (common sunflower), 585 nucleotides long. Its product is annotated as ATP-dependent DNA helicase PIF1-like. Bases 1 to 585 code for a protein of 194 amino acids. The record is from RefSeq and is a predicted model, not a curated record. The transcript has a single exon. Lineage: Eukaryota; Viridiplantae; Streptophyta; Magnoliopsida; Asterales; Asteraceae.
AUGAUUGAAAUUUUUCAAGGGGAGGAAAAAGUUUAUUACAGUUUUGAUGAAGCUGAAGACGAUCAGCGCAACUUCUAUCCAGUCGAGUUCUUAAACUCGCUAAAUGUUAGUGGUUUGCCGCCUCAUAAGCUUCGUUUAAAAAUUGGAUGCCCAAUAAUAUUGUUACGUAAUAUCGAUCCAUCACAUGGCCUGUGUAAUGGCACGCGAUUGAUAUGUAAGGGUUUCAUGCGAAAUGUUAUUGAUGCGGAAAUUGCAGUCGGUCAACAUGCCGGCAAAAGAGUUUUUUUGCCAAGAAUCCCUCUAACCCUUUCUGAAGAUGACAUGUUCCCAUUCAAGCUGAAAAGAAAACAAUUUCCAAUUCGACUUAGCUUUUCCAUGACGAUUAAUAAAGCUCAAGGUCAAACAAUUCCGAACGUUGGUAUUUAUCUUCCGGAUUCUGUAUUUUCACAUGGACAACUUUAUGUCGCGUUAUCAAGAGGGAUUUCAAGACAAAGUACGAAGGUGUUGGUACAUCUCGCCAAAGAAUUCAAACAAAGCGGAGUUUACACAUCAAAUGUUGUCUACCAGGAAGUGUUGCGUGAUUAA